This is a messenger RNA of Phyllotreta striolata, 2541 nucleotides long. Lineage: Eukaryota; Metazoa; Arthropoda; Insecta; Coleoptera; Chrysomelidae. The record is from the annotation of a GenBank genome assembly.
AUGGAGCCCCCGGGAGUAGAGACAGGAGUCGAGUUCCCAAAGAAUCCCCUUUUGUGUCCGAUAUGCCACGAUUAUUUUACAGAGCCUUGCAUUCUCAGUUGUUAUCAUACCUUUUGUGCAAGAUGUUUGAGAGGACGAGAGCAAGAUCGUCGGUUAAUUUGCCCAUUUUGCAGGCAACCGACGAUUUUGAAAGAUGGUUCCACACUGCCACCCCCCGAUAGUUUAAUGCGCCAGUUAAUAGAGAUAGCCAAUAGCGAAAACCCGCCGUGUUCUAAUUGUGAUAAAAGGGAUCGACAAAACAUGUAUUACUGCAAUACCUGUGGACAAGCGCUGUGCGUUCACUGCCGAGAGAACACCCACAGGGCUAAGAUGUUUUCCGCCCACGAAGUAGUCCACAUGGCCAAAUGCACCAAGGAAGCUAAAAAGUGUCUCCAACACGGUGAACAUUACAUCAUGUUCUCGCCGGUGCAAAACUCCAUGUUGUGCGUGAACUGCUUCCGGGAAUUACCGAACGAAAUGCGAGCGCAAUGCGUCGAUAUCGACACCGCGCAUGCUCAGGCUGCGAAGCGCUUGGAACGAGGCCAGAAUGCCAUCAUGGAUUUACAAACAUCAGUAAGAGACGGUAUAAUCGCUUUGAAAGGAUUAAUGGACGAGUUACGUAGGAAUAUGGACAGCGAAAAGCAUACGAUUAAUACUUUUUGUCAGGGUAUGCAAGAAGCGAUGGCCAAAACGCACGCUACUAUGAUUAUGGAAGUUCAACGACAGUACGAAAGCAAGGAAAGGAUUUACAGAAGCCAGCUGGUCGUUUUAGGUACCGUAAUGCCCGUACUGCAAUUACACCUAGUAUUGUGCACGACAUUCACCGCUGCGGCAAAUAAAUACCAAUUUUUGGAAUUGAGUCCGUCGCUGAUCGAACGACUCUCAGCAGUGGGAAAUUUGAGCCAACCGGUCAGAUCCUUGCAAUCGUCGCAGAUAAAAACGAAUUACCGAAGCGAAUUCGCCCAAAGCCUCGAGCCUUGGAUAGGCCCCGCCGCGGUGAGCCAGCAUCAGUCCGAAUUAGCCGCGAGUUCCAGAAUGUACGAUAGCGUACCGCCGGCGACGAAGAAACAACAGGCGGCGAUGAAGAGCAAACUGUUGGACUGCGACAGCUCGUUCUCGACGCAUUGCCGUUCGUUCGAAUCGCAAAUCAGGGAGCUCAACCAGCAGUUCAAUACGAUCAAAGAGAAGGUCGGCGAUUUGCACAAGGACAUCGUGGCGCUGCGUAAGGCCCAAACGCCGCCGUUGACCAUUCGCUACGAGAUGCUCAUCAGGGAGUGCCUGCACUUGGACCAGAGCUUGGAAAGACAACAGAAGGAGCUGGAGAGAAUGUCGGCUGCUUUCGAUGCUUCGUGGGAGGAGCAAUUGUGGCGUUUGAGAGUCGAACAAGAAGUGUUUAGUUGUCAAAGGGCCGAUGUUAAUACGUUGAGGAACGAAUUGAAGCAUCUCAGUCAGGUCGCAACGCAAUUGGAACCGUUCAUUAGAAGUUUGACGCCGUCUCAACAAGCUCAAGCUCAAAGCGAGCACGGCUCUCAAAAUCACAGCGAGCACGCGCAACAUUUGGCUAAUAUUUUAGAGCAUAUCGGUAUUUUACAACAAUCGGAUCCGGCCAUGGGGAAAAUACCGCGGUCUCGUAGCCGAGUGCUCGGUCAAUUACUCGAGAAAGUCCGUCCGAACAUUCAGGAAAGGGAGCGCAGCAAAUCAGCGACUCAGACCGAUAAGCCCGUCGCCUCGUCGCAGAAGGCCACGCCGCGGAAAACUUUUAUGUCGGGUCAACAAAUAAAUAUCGACAGAUUGGAAGCGCAAAUCAAAGAAAAAAUCCACGACAUAAUAUCGAGAAGGCAGAGUCAGCAAACUUCGAAGUCUGAUACAGAGACUGACAGGAAACUAUCGAAAGACGAUCGAAAAAUAAGUAGCGCCGAUUUAGGUUCAAUAGGUAAAUUAAACACUAAGCAAAGAAUAAUGUAUAAGAAAAUCAACAAAAGCUGUGAUAAAAUCAGCGCCGGUAGUAAAUCGGACGGCGAGACUCGCAAACGCGAAUCGGAGUACCAGAGAAUAUCGGACGCGACGUCGCAGAAUCUGAAGACGCGAUCGAGUCCGAGCAGCCCGAAGUGCAAGAACAAGGGCGGCAUGCCGUCGAAGCAGCAAAAGAAGAAGGUCUAUCCGUACAGCGACGGCGAGGACAACGUGUUCUAUUCGAUGCACGAUUCGGCCGAUUCGCUGAGCACGUCGAGCAGACGGUCGAGCUUCGACGGGCCCGAUAAGACGCUGGUGGUGGUGAUCAAUCGAAGGAACAAAAACAUGACGGCCGCGCAGAAACAACGAAGUUGGGAGACGUUUCCGCCGAAGCGCAAACAUCACGUUUGCCAUCAGAAAUUGUCGAUGCCCACGCCGCCGAUGGCGCCUAUCAGGAAAACGGACAGUUUCGAAGGACACGAAGAAGCCGUUAAGAGCCUCGUGGCGGCGGUUCAGGAGACGAGACGGAAGCCGAGAGGCGGCAAUUAG